Molecule: messenger RNA, 2393 nt
Organism: Pseudocercospora fijiensis CIRAD86
Lineage: Eukaryota; Fungi; Ascomycota; Dothideomycetes; Mycosphaerellales; Mycosphaerellaceae
Exons: 5
Coding region: 203-1420 (405 amino acids)
Biological process (GO): regulation of transcription by RNA polymerase II
Cellular component (GO): mediator complex
Molecular function (GO): transcription coregulator activity
Source: RefSeq, a predicted model, not a curated record
CACUGCGAUCGAGUCGAAGCGAGACGACCACCGCGCCACAUGAUAGAGUGAUUGUGAGCUGGUCGCAAGGCGUCGGGAGCGGUCUUCCGCCCGUGCAUUCACGACCGCCGGGCCUCAGCCCAUCAGUAUUCUUCCAGGAAGCAUUAACCACCACCACGCCCACAGCUUCGCUUACCUCCGACACACUCCGACCUACGACUCGAUGUCGAACAGCGAUUCAGAGCGAUCUCCGAAGCGCCAACGACUGAACUCCUACAGUCCCGCCAGCACCGGUUACCCUUCGCCGAAACGUCAAAGAGCGGAGCAGCCCUUUAUUCAAACGCCGCCACCGAGCGUCCGGAUGAGUCCUUCAUGGCAAUCGCAGAGCCAGCAUAUUCCACAUCAGAGCGGCGGCAGCAAUUUUCCAUCUCCCCCGAGCACGGCCGGCUAUCAGAACCGUAUGGCCGAGGGCGGCGGAGACAGCGGGCGCCAGACGCCAGCAUCGCAAGACGACGGCGAAUUGCGCCGAGAUGGUGACGGGGAUGCAGUGAUGAGAGACCAGCGAGAGGGCACGGCAGCAGACAUCAAUAUGACGGAUCCAGAACACAGAAGGAGUGACCAUGAGCGAUUAGGUGGCAGCACCGACGUCGACCCUUUACCGCGCUUCAAAGUCUUCGCUGCCCCUAUUCCGCCGUCACGACCACAUCCGUCGCAGGAUCUGAUCGAGCUAUACGGUCUGAAGUGUAUCCAAGCAAAUGUUCGAAGAAGGGAUCCUGUAACAGGGGCAAAGAUCAAUACUAUGCGCAAAUCUUAUGCUAACAAGCUGAAGACCCUAGGUCUUGAAGGGCGCAACAAAGCCGUACCCAAUCAAGGCGAGCUCAGCGGUCUUCUCGAUCCUGGCUGGAGCCAGGAAGUUCAGCCAGGCUCAGGUGUAACUCUAUGGGACAACAACUGGUCUGAACGCGGCAAAUUGGGCGAUUCCAACGCGGAGGCCGACGUGAUUAGCAAGCUGGACGCUGCGCUCAAAAUGGAGCCCGGCCAAUUGCCAAGUAAAGAGCGCGAGAGCUGGAACAAUGUUCUCGGUCUAGAUGAUUUUUCCGUACCUUCAAAAGGUUCCGCAGCAGCAACGGCGAAGACACCAUUAGCCAGCAACCCGGCUCUUGCGAAAACUUCUGCAGCACAUGCCAUGUCCAGCUCGGCGCCAGCCUCACCCAGAAACCAGAUUCGUCCAGACCGGAAAGGCAAAAAGCGCAGCUACGAUGAUAGCAGUUUUGAGGGCUACAACCAAGGCUACGAAGACGACGGCUAUAGUACGGGCGGUCUUGAUGACACAGGCAGGAGACGCGAUUCGAGCAAGCGUCAAAAGCGAAAGGAUAUACCUUCGCAAGCAAACUCGCCUGCAUUCAACCCUCCUGGAGCGGUCGGUGUACGAAGUUCUUAGAACGACUGUCUUCCACAAACCAGUCGCUAUCCACUUCCAGGCGAGACACCUCGCUCACUUAACUAUGGUAUUCCUUCGAACGUAGACGGGCAUCACUUGUCCGCCUAUCUGCGACUGAUUUCCGCCGCCAAUACCUCGAACUGGCUCCGCCCAACAGGCGAUCGCAUGUCUUGUAAUACAGAUCCGAAGAGUUCCAGUGUGGUCAAGGAGGGCUGAUUCUGGUGCUGAUGCUAAUGCUAAUGCUAACAACUAUACCCUUGCUGUUUCUGGCGCAACUUGGUUCGGGCGCCCGCACGAGCGUCUGCGAAAAUGGGGGUGCUUCGUUUAUUGAUUUGGAGUUUGGGACGGCACGGAGUGCCAAUUUGGCUGGUACCAGCUUCUUAUGAUGUGUUGAUGAUGCCCUCUCAUGCUGGGGGCUUUGGCGUGGAUUCGCGUAGUGCGAUGUUGUAUACCAUGAGUUCGGCGAUCGAAUCAGAGAAGGAACUUGCUAGCAUUGCGCAGAGAACCUACGUAUCUACGUACAGAUCGAAUGUUUACAUGAUAACAUCAUCGUGCUUUCAAGUUGGAGCAUGUCUGCCCGUUACCCACAUCCGUUAUAUAUCAUGUCUCGUCUCCCAAAACCCGACUAUCACGCUUAACAGCUGGAUUCGCCGGCGCAAUCCUUGGUUUGCUCCUUGCAACACGUGCAUGUCUUAUAAUCGGUGUGACAGCAUUUGUCCUUGGGCUUCGAGCACAUUUUAUUCCAUUUUUCCCACCCUCCAGGAGGUUUGCCUUCGUUCGGAUUCAAUGUGUCUUUACCACGUCGACCUAUUUUGGCCAGGGUGUAAAAGUCCUCGUUCCACAGCGCCCGGUGCAAGCCUGGGGAUUGGGCAGCGGUAGCGAGGGCAACUAAGGCGAGAGGGAGGCAAAAAAUUGUAGCAAGUUGCAUCGUGGCUGUUGAGUAGUCUUUGUUUGAUAAGUAGAGUCAAGGACA